This is a messenger RNA of Botrytis sinoallii, 1263 nucleotides long. RefSeq lists its product as uncharacterized. The transcript has 7 exons. The record is from RefSeq and is a predicted model, not a curated record. Gene Ontology annotation, molecular function: aspartic-type endopeptidase activity. Lineage: Eukaryota; Fungi; Ascomycota; Leotiomycetes; Helotiales; Sclerotiniaceae. The coding region runs from base 1 to 1263 and encodes 420 amino acids. Gene Ontology annotation, biological process: proteolysis. Gene Ontology annotation, cellular component: fungal-type vacuole.
AUGUAUACUCAAUUCUUUUUCGUACUCAUUCAAUUUCUGGGGUCUGUCACCUCUCGGCCAAAUGCCGUAGGACAAGGCUACAGGCCAGCUGCGUUUCAAGGCCCUUCAACCCCUAAAAAUGUCAAUACUUUCUUCGCAUUGACUGCCGGUAUCAAUCGUCGGAAGGGUGACCUUCCAGGCAUUGCCCCGGCCAAUCCGCUUCAGAAGGGACACGAUUGGUACACCGAAUUAGAAGUGGAAGGACAGAAAUGUCCUGUCGUUAUAGACACAGGCAGUAGCGAUACAUGGAUCGUCAAACCCAACUUUACAUGUUUAGAUCAUGGUACCGGAGCACCAACUUCACAAAGUGCAUGCUUGUUUGGUCCAGGGUAUGCCCCCGACUCAGGCUUCAAGCCAAUCCCGAACCAACAUUUCAAUACUACAUAUGCAAGUGGGGAGAAUCUAAAAGGAACAUUUGGUUUCGUGGAUGUAACUUUGGGUGGGAUUUCUGUCAAUACUCAGAUUGCGACUGUUGAUACAGCUGCAUGGCUUGGUGAUGGAACCACGAGUGGCUUGUUGGGUCUUGCAUAUCCAUCUAUCACCGCGGCGUUCAAUGGCACCACUUUUGAAAAUGACAAUGCGGAAACUCAGCUUCCAUAUGACCCUAUCUUCACGACCAUGCACAAAAAGCACCUCAUACCCCCAAUUUUCAGUCUCGCCUUGAGCAGACCCUCAAAUCGCAUUGGCCACGGCAAUGGAUAUUUAGCCUUAGGCGGAGAAGGUUACAUACAAGGAGCUCUUCCAUGGCCACAGCAUCAAGUCUACACACUCACACCAGACAAUUUCAUUUACCCUGGUAGUCAACGUCAAAAAUGGAAUCCCAAACACUGGUCCCUACUUUCCAUGCCCAGCAGCAGUUCUCAAGUCCAACUCUUUAUCGACUCAGGCACUACCCUUAUUUUCCUCCCCAACUCCAUCUCUUCCGCUCUCGCAGCACUAUACAAGCCGCCUGCCGUUUACAAUGCAGAUCUAUUCGCUUACUCUGUGCCAUGUAAUGCUAAAGUGCCGUAUUUUGCUGUCGUUAUUAGCGGCGUGUCGUUUCCUGUCGAUCCAAGGGAUAUGGUACAGGAUGAUAAUACGGGUACGGGUAACUGCGUGGCGGGCGUGAGUGAUGGAGAUCCUUUUGGCUUUUAUACGCUUGGAGAUGCGUUUUUGAAGAAUGUAGUGGUGGUUUUUGAUGUGGGGGCUUCCCAGUUGAAGUUUAGGAGUAGGGGUUUCUACUGA